Molecule: messenger RNA, 6719 nt
Organism: Toxorhynchites rutilus septentrionalis
Lineage: Eukaryota; Metazoa; Arthropoda; Insecta; Diptera; Culicidae
Gene: alpha-Man-IIb
Product: alpha-mannosidase 2
Exons: 12
Coding region: 1204-4908 (1234 amino acids)
Biological process (GO): protein deglycosylation; N-glycan processing; mannose metabolic process
Cellular component (GO): Golgi membrane
Molecular function (GO): alpha-mannosidase activity; carbohydrate binding
Source: RefSeq, a predicted model, not a curated record
ACUCGCGUUCAUUUAUCAUCGGGCUGUCCGUGCGUUCGGUCGUACCGCUGUUGUUUCGACGCUGGCUGUCUACUAGUGCUUUUCCCCAGCUGUGGGUGGUGGUACAGGAUUAUCCUGGAGUGUGAGCUUAGAUCCGUGAUUUCCAGACUCAACGAGCAAGCAGGAAGUGCACCCUUUGAAUCCUGCCCUAAACACGCUCCUGCUGACGUCUAUACGCGUCAGAGUGCCGUGAUCGAGGUGAAGCUGUGUGUGUUGGUGAGUGAACAACGAGGAAGGAAGAUGUUUAUUGGAUGUGAUUGAAGUUUUGUGAUUUUCUCCAGCGAGAAUCGAGGCGGAAAAGUGUCAAAAAAGGUGUUUUCAGUGAAUUAAAUCUCAGAUCAGUCUUCAAACCUCUCGCAAAAGUGCCGGUUCGAUAUAAAGAAUAAUCCCCACGGUGCAAGCAGUUCGGUGUCUGGGUGUUUUUGUUAUUAUUCCUCUUCCAUCCUGUGUGGACCCGUUUUGCGGGUGAUUGCAAAUCGGCAAAGGUGAUUUUCAGUGAUUGUGCAAAUCCGAUUCGCUCCAAACUGCAACUGCAUCAUUAUUGACCAGUACCGGAGAAGUGAAGGAAGCAAAAACGGAGAAACAAAACCUCUGACAUCAGGUGGCGAGAACCAACCAAACACACAAGUAAGCAACGCACAGCGGUUCACAACCGGAAACACUAAUGGCGUAGAAAUGACUAUUAUUAAAUCGAUUUAAGGGUCCGUGGAACACAAUAUCGAACUACUAUUUCAAGGGCUGCUCUUGUGUGGCUCGCAUAAUGCUGCCAGCGUGUUGAUUAUCUCCGAUUCCGGCCUAGCAAACGCUCGUCCAUCGCGCGCAAAGAUGCAAAUCUAAAAAUGUAACUCUGCUACGAAGGCCUCCCCAGAGUGUUAUGUGUGAAUGAAUGGCCAAAUAGCAUAGUGUCAUAAAAGCAGAGCAAAUAAAUUUUCUGCCUGCCCUCCUGCCCUACCAAGAGAAAGCGGAAAGCGGAAAGGAGUGGAUCAUAAAGGUUCCUCCACGUUCCCUCCCACGUCUGGCACUACCAUCCGCUUACCGAGGAAAGCAACAAAAUUCACCAUAAAUGAGUAGCAACUCGCAACCGGCAACAAGUUCAGUGUUCCAGUAGUGCAGUGUGUUAUAACGAGCGAAGGUGCGAAGGAACCCCUCACUAGGUCGCUUUUCAUGCUCUCGGUGGUGCUCCAGCAGAGAAGCCGAAUCAUGACCGUGAAAAUCUUCCGCCGGGGCUCGGCCCGCUGCAUCGGGCUGCUGUCGGCAUUCGUCACGAUCCUGCUCUGCCUGUACUACAUCUCAAUGGGGCAACCCUCGGGUACGGCUGGGCCCAGCAGCACUCUUCACAAGGACGGUCUGCACCAGAAGCGGCUGGGCAACCUUCAUGAAUCUCUUCACCAUGGCGGCGGCAGCCAUCAGAAUGCAAAUCAAUCCUGGCACAGUUGGCUGCGGAAUAAUCUCAAUUCCAUCAGCAAGGAUCGGCCCGAUGGGGGAGGUGUUGACGACGGCGGCGGUUCGCGACAGGCGUUAGCGGAACUCGAUAGUGGUGAUGGUAGCUCGGCGGAAGGUGACAGCGGCGGGGGAUCCGGAAGUGCACCCCGAUUCAGCACCAAGUGGGACGAAUGUGCUGCUCUUGAGGAAGCACCGACUGAUAUUACCACCGGUGAUGAAUAUGGAAAUUUCGACUUCCAGCCAGAGUGGAUGAAAACAAAGGAGUACUGGGAUAAGGAUUUCGAGAACCGCUACGAAAAGCUGCAAAAGGACCCGAGCCGGCCACCGCUUAAGAUUGUGGUUGUGCCACAUUCCCACAACGAUCCGGGAUGGCUGAAAACUUUCGUUAACUACUUCCAAUCGGACUCCCGGCAAAUAUUGAAUCUGGCCGUCACCAAGAUGCCCGAGUACAGCAAUAUGUCCUUCAUCUGGAGCGAGAUUAGCUUCCUGCAGCUGUGGUGGGACCAAGCGCAUCCCACAAAGCAAAGGAUUCUGAAGAAGCUAGUGAAGUCUGGGCGGCUGGAGAUCACCACCGGUGGAUGGGUUAUGACAGACGAAGCGAAUGUCCAUUUGUUCGCCAUGGUUGAUCAAUUGAUUGAAGGCCAUCAGUGGGUCAAAACCAACCUCAACGUCACACCAAAAAGCGGCUGGAGCAUCGAUCCGUUCGGGCACGGCAGCACCGUGCCGUAUCUGCUGGCGGCAAGUGGAUUCGAGGGGACCAUCAUCCAGCGGAUACACUACGCGUGGAAGCAAUGGUUCGCCCGUCACCGAUACGGUGACUUCAUGUGGACACCCUACUGGAAAACGUCGUCAACUCCGCGGGAUCCCAAGCACACAAUGCUGACCCACAAUAUGCCCUUCGACAUUUACUCCAUCAAACAUUCCUGUGGACCGCAUCCGUUCAUCUGCCUUAAUUUCGACUUCCGCAAGAUACCCGGCGAGUACACCGAGUACUCGAUCAAGGCACAGUUUAUCACACCCGAGAAUAUCGAAUCGAAGGCCGACCUGCUUAUGGAGCAGUACUCGCGUACUGCUUCACUGUUCCCGCAUAACGUCGCGCUCAUCCCCGUGGGGGAUGAUUUCCGGUACAACAAAGAAAAAGAAAUGGAGCAGCAAUAUACCAACUAUAAAAAACUGAUCGAUUUCAUCAAUGAGAACCGUAACAAAUACAAGGCGGAGAUCAGCUUCGGCACACCGAAGGAUUACUUCAACGCCAUCAAGGAACGUUACGAUAAGUUUCCCACCCUGAAAGGGGAUUUCUUUGUGUACUCCGACAUUUUCAACGAGGGUCGGCCUGCCUACUGGUCCGGAUACUUCACCACCCGACCGUUUUUCAAAAUUCUCAGCCGUGAGCUGGAGCACAACCUGCGAAGCUUGGAGAUCCUAUUCACGCUCGCGUUCAACCGUGCCCGACAAACGGACAAUUCUAAUGCGUUCAAAAUCUACGAAAAGAAUUACGAGAAAAUAAUACUGGCCAGGCGAAACCUAGGUUUGUUCCAACACCACGACGCUAUCACAGGCACUUCAAAAGCAAACGUAAUGCGGGACUACGCAUUGCGACUCUUCGAGAGCAUCCAGGACACGGUGAAGCUUCAGGAGAAGACUAUUGAGCUUCUGGUGCAGAAGAAAAGCACCGAGCAUAAUUUUCUGAUUGGCGAGUUGGAAAGGGAUAAUUUCAGCAAGUUGCCGCGGAAAACUCCUCUGAUCGUCACCGAAGCCCGCAGCACCGAUUUCGUUGUCUACAACGCGUUGGCCCAAGAACGGCUGGAGGUUGUGCUGAUCAGAACGAUGACACCACGGGUAAAGAUCCUUGACCCUGCGGGAAAGCUGAUGGACAUCCAGAUCAAUCCUGUGUGGAACAUAACGGAGCCAUCGUAUGGCACGAGGAAAAUUAUCCCCUCGGAUAAGGAGUACGAGAUUAUGUUUGUGGCGAAACUAGCCCCGCUGUCGUUAACGACAUUCACGGCCGCAUAUGACGACGGGUAUAAACCAAAGAUGGCGACACUUUACUGCAACGAGUGUCAGGAUGAGAAGAAUGAGAUUUUCGAAAUCAGGAACAAACAACCGGGGGAUAUUCAGUUGGAGAACUACAAGAUGAGACUUCUGUUCGACGAACAGAGUGGAUUUUUGAAAUCGGUUACCAAAAAGAAUAUGGGUAAACAGAUUCAGUGUGCGAUUAAGUUUGCUGCGUACAAGAGUGCCCAAUUUCAUUCCGGAGCUUACUUGUUCAAAGCGGAUCCCGAGCAACGAAAUUCGGAGAAGGAAAUCUUGGAGCAGUACAAUGAUAUGACAAUGCUGAUCACCUCUGGCCCGCUGGCCAGCGAUGUCACCGUGAUAUACGGUCCGUUCCUCGCCCACUCCGUUCGGAUAUACAACUCGAAUAGUAUUCUGGAUAAUGGAAUCUAUAUCGAGAACGACAUCGACUUCGAAAUGCCUCCGAAGAAUCGGGAGUCGGAAUUAUUUAUGCGAUUCAUUACCGACAUCGAGAAUGGGGGCAGUGAGAACCCUGAGUUUUACUCAGAUUUGAACGGUUUUCAGUACCAAAAGCGGGUGAAGGUGCCAUCUAUAGGAAUAGAAGGAAAUUACUACCCCAUCACAAGCGGAGCAUUUAUUCAGGACGAAAAAAUGAGGCUGACUCUGUUGACGACCCAUGCGCAGGGCGCCGCUAGCUUGGAACCCGGUCAACUUGAAGUCAUGCUCGACAGACGAACUCUGUACGAUGACUACCGUGGAAUGGGCGAGGGAGUCGUGGACAGCCGUCUCACGCGGCAUCGUUUCUGGGUGAUUCUUGAAACCAUCGACAACGGCAGCAGCCCAAAGGAAGCAAACGCGGAUGUGCCUCCGGGCCAAAGCGACAAUUCGAAACCCGCCGAAUACCAGCUGCCAAGUAUUUUCGCCAACAGCUUGUCCAACGGACUGAACUAUCCGGCGAAUCUAUUCAUCGUGGAGAAAUACGACGAGAGCAACCAGAUCGAGCUGAAUCGAGCUGUCCAACUGCUGGCCGCUCCCUUUCCCUGUGAUCUACACAUUCUGAAUCUCCGGACGCUGACCGAACCCAAUCUGCCGCUGUUCCCGUCGAACUCCGCCCUGCUGGUACUGCACCGGCAAGGCUACAACUGCCGGAUAGGGGGCGAAGAAGUAGUAAAUUAUUUUUGUAACACUAGCAACAGUGCUAGUCCUAGAAGUAGUAGCAUUAGUAGUAGUAGUUUUAAUUAUAAUGUAGAUAAAUACACUAGACCGCUGCAGCUCUUCACGGGGGCGCAGAUCGAACAAAUUGCGAGCACUUCGCUGACCGGGCUGCAUCCCGGCAGUCCGGUGCGCUCGGUUGGGGACAUUUUCCUUGAACCGAUGGAACUGCGAACGUACAAUGUGACGUUCGUGAAGUAAGUUAUAUUGGUCGAUGAGGGUGGCUGGUUGGGGGAGAAUGUUGGCCGUGGGUUUUGUCGAUAGACUGCUCUCGAACGUGUGUUGAUGCCAUUUGGACAAAAUGGAUGUCUACCUAAUGAGCGAUUCUUCGCUAAGUGUACACCGAAAUUGGAUUUACAAGGUUUGUCUUGAAGAUUUUCCCCCCAAAAGAUACCAAUCUAUCCCAACAAAACCAACGCAGAUGUGUUCGAGAACGACGGCACAACUUGAGGUCUAGAAAUUUAGCUCUCAAUUGUUCAUCAAAUUCAAUGAAGGACUGUCCGUCACAACUCUUGUCACUCGUAUCCCAUUUGGCAUCCUGGAAAUUCGAACAAUAUGAGAGUCACGUUUCAAAUUCCGUGAAUAAUUGAGGGAAAAAUCACUAGAUUUUCCAUUUCCCUGAUCGAUAUAAAUCCCUAAAAUCUCACUUUCUUCGGAAGUGAAAAAAGACAGAGAAUGCUCUCUCUCUCAAACAGAAUACAAAGUAAUCGUUUGCAAUCUUGAACGAGACAGCAAACCAUUAAAACAAAGGACAAACACAAGAACAAACUUUGCUAAACACAAACCUCUCUCUUCAUUUGGAAAGCUUUAAUCUCUAGGAGAAACAUCCAAAAAUCCGUUCACUCAAAACCAGAACCAUGACACAAGUAAAUCCAACGAUAUAAUCAUUCCACUUGAAUCGAACAAACGAAAUAUAAAAGUCCGUAUUAGUAUUAGUUAGCAUCAGCAAACGAAGUUCACGCAUCUUUUCAUGCGAAGACCUGAGGAUUCUCGGACACAAUUUUUGUUUUGUGUUUUCAUUUCGUUUGCCUGAAAAAGAUGCAUUUCCAAUAAUCCGGAAACUUUUAAACCGACAGACUACAAAGCAUAUUACGACUUUUAAGUUUAUUUAUUGUUUACUGUGUAGCAACCGAUUCCUGGCCUUUCCGGGAUUUCGUUGUAAAUAUAAACCCUAGCGUAGAUCAUUCUCCCUUUCUUAGUUCGUUCGUCCCAAAAUGUGAUUUUAGUUUUAGUUAACCCCUCGGACCCUCCUUUCAUCCCCAUACAUCUAUGAACACAAACGCAUAUUGUACAUUCAAAUUUAGAUAAUUUUACACACAGGAUUCUAAUCUUUCCAAGCUCUUAAACCACCGUUCAACGAGUUUUUCAUUUCCACAAAUUCGGAACACACUACCGCAGGUGGUGUAAUCAUGUAUUGUUGGCUCGACAUCCGGGCUAGUUCAAUCCGCCAAAUCCGGGAACGAUUCAAAACCCAACACCUUGAACGAUGAACCAAGAGAAACCAGCAAAGAAACAGCGGGUUCUUUGCGCAAAUAUUGUAGGGAAAAGUAUGACAACAGAAUAAAGGGUUAGUUGUUUUUAUAUAUCUAAGCUGCUAGAGAAUAUUUUAAAUAAAUGAGAAAAAUUCCCAAAAAGGCAUAUAAUACAGUAAGCACUAGUAGAGAAAUUGUUUUUUUCGUUUUCUCUUGCCAGCUUGAUUCGAUUCUGUUCGUUCGAGUAAUUGUAAUGAAAUCGAGGUUAAAUGUGUAGACAGAAUGAACGAUUUUCCCAAUUUUUUCAUUCAAUUGAUUUGAAUCUUGCCAGUAUAUCCUUGUUUUGUACAAAAAUCAAAUGUAUCUAUCCGUAGCCAUUCUUGCGCUUUGUUUUACUAUCCGAUGCCUUAUCUAUAUAACUAGUUUAUCGUAAGUCUCUCAGUUGUCCCUUUGGAUUGAAACUGGUAUUGUUUAAAUAUAUGCUUCAAAACCAAAUGUCUGAAAAACAAGUGUAAGUAAAAUAAAUAAUUGAAUAUUUUA